Messenger RNA from Esox lucius (northern pike), 6987 nucleotides. Its product is annotated as solute carrier family 35 member E2A. Bases 307 to 1476 code for a protein of 389 amino acids. NCBI's taxonomy places the organism in Eukaryota, Metazoa, Chordata, Actinopteri, Esociformes, Esocidae. The record is from RefSeq and is a predicted model, not a curated record. Gene Ontology annotation, molecular function: antiporter activity. Gene Ontology annotation, cellular component: Golgi apparatus. The transcript is spliced from 9 exons.
GUUGAAACCAGUCUAUGGUUGAAACCAAUUUGCGUUAUCAAACUCCGUGAGACUAGUUGAAAGUCCAACGAGAGUGGCUGACGUCAGUGACGACCUCAUGCUAGCGAUUGUUUUGAACUCGGAUACUCGGAGACUGGAAGUCGAUGUUGCAUAGGUGCACCACUUGCUCUGCAGAGAGCAUGCUGAAUAUACCAUUGGCCUGACACACAGAAUAACCAUGGACUGACUGGACAGCUCCACCAGCCCUCGUCCUCUGUCUUUGCUCCUGCUGUAACCCGAUCGCUGGAUCCUUGGGCAUCUUGGGUCAUGGCGUCCAACGGUCGGGCUGGAAGACAUUCCUUAUGGCGGUUCCUCUCUCCCUUCCGGAGCAGGCAGGAGCGUGUGGUGCUGGCGCGCAGCGAGAGCAUGCCAGGGGAACAAGUGCUGAAGAUCACUAUCACAGAGACCACUAUAAUCGAGGCAGACUCGGGGGUGUGGAACUCGAAGUCACUGGUCUACCUGGUCCUGUGGUACUUCUUCAGCUUCUGCACACUGUUCCUCAACAAGUACAUCCUAUCCCUAUUGGAGGGAGAGCCCAGCAUGCUGGGUGCUGUUCAAAUUGUCUCCACCACCAUCAUAGGCUUUCUGAAGAUGUAUGUGCCUUGCUAUUUGUACCAGCACAAGUCCAGGACUGAGUACCCGCCAAACUUCUUCAUGAUCAUGCUGUUUGUGGGGCUCAUGCGGUUCACCAGUGUCGUGCUGGGGCUAGUGAGCCUGAAGAAUGUGGCUGUCUCAUUUGCCGAGACAGUGAAGAGCUCGGCGCCCAUCUUCACUGUAAUCAUGUCAAGGUUGAUCCUAGGGGAAUACACAGGACUGUGGGUAAACCUGUCCCUGUUUCCUGUCAUGGCUGGCCUUGCUCUCUGCACUGCAACAGAGAUCAGUUUCAACACGCUGGGCUUCUCUGCUGCCCUUUCCACUAACAUCAUGGACUGUUUACAGAAUGUUUUUUCAAAGAAACUGUUAAGUGGUGACACCUACAAAUUCAGCCCUCCUGAACUACAGUUCUACACCAGUGCUGCAGCUGUCAUUAUGCUUGUACCUGCCUGGGUCUUCCUCAUGGACAUUCCUGUUAUUGGUAAGAGUGGGCGUGCCUUCAACUGGAGUCAAGACAUUGUUCUGCUGCUGCUCUUUGAUGGGGUCCUAUUCCACCUGCAGAGUGUAACCGCCUAUGCCCUCAUGGGACGCAUCUCCCCUGUAACCUUCAGUGUUGCCAGCACAGUGAAACAUGCCCUAUCUAUCUGGCUGAGCAUCAUUGUGUUCAGUAACCACAUCACUGUGCUCAGCGCCGCCGGCACAGCCCUGGUGUUUUUGGGAGUGCUGCUGUACAACAAGGCCAAGCAGAUCCAGAGAGAAACCUUACAGACCCUGGCCCAGACUCAGGACCACCACAAUAAACCACUACGGCAAGACCACGAGCUCAUAGCAUCAGAACGAUAGCCUUUCUGUGAGAUCAAAGGCGGCGAGACCAAAGUAAUUUUUUAAAUGUAGAUUAGACCACAUUUAGACACAAACUAGCAUUAUGGCAAAUGAGAGAAGUCAGUGGUCAUCAUAGCCCCAUUGAACCAUCCGUUACUCCGUGGAUUGUCCAUUUGAGGCUGAUUUGUCUUGAGGUUUCAUUCAGCCUCACCUUAACACACUCUGAUUCCUAUGUGAACUAGCUUUAGUGUGUGGACCAAUGAUUGACUAUUAUUAUGUUUUUUUAAACAAGCUAUCAGACUGAUUUCCAGACCUGCAGAGCACUUCACUUAACUGUUUACUCAGUCAAUUCCUAAUGCUGUCCUUAGCUUUCAAAUCACAUGCAAACUCAGGAUAUUUCUUAAUGUUCAAUGGUAGAAGUGGUAAAAUGCAAGUCUAGUUUUUUGAGUUGUUUGAUUUAAAAAAAAAAAAAAAGAUCUGGUUAUGGGCACACUGUCAUUGACAUUAUAGCUUUAUUCUGAACAUUAAGAAUAGUUUUGAACAUUAAGAAUAGUCUAGGCAUUCAUUCAUUCCAAUAAUGCAUUAAAUCGUCUGUGUACCAACUUGUCACCCAAGUUAAGCAACAUUCGAGGCAUUAUGCGGACCACAGAAGUGGGUCUUGCCCUCAGGGAAGAUGAGGUUAAGAGGGUAAUGUUAGUUUUCUCAAAGGACCUCUUUUUAAGCUGGUCUUUUAUUCGAAAAUAUUGAGUGCAGUCUGCGUAAAUCUCAUAAUUAUCUAUAUUUGUCUUUCUAUGUAUUCCAUUUGUUCUUAAUUUUCUUGUUCUUGCACAGACCCUAAAAUGUCCCUUCAGUUUCCUGACAGCUAGGUGUUGAGAGAUUUAGGCACCUGUGGCGUUGUGCAGCUUUUCACAACCAGGUCCUAGCUUAAUAUGCCACAUUGAACCCUAUUGUUUUCAGUCAGUUGAAUAAGUAAACAGGACUACAAUAACCAGAUUUCCAAACGCUUUUAUUUCAAAAUUAAAAAGAUUCACAACAGGCCUUCAGUAGAAAUCUCCAAACUUUCCAAAUGUCCCCCAAAAACAAAAUAUAAUAGAUAAAGUGCGAUAUUGUCGUGUCCAUAUAGUUCAGGUAUGUGUGAAAUGGUAGCCUAAAUUACAUUAGGCAGAAAUAUUAAUAAAACCAUCACAUUAAAUUCAACUUGUGAGUCACGCAAUGGUUCCUCAAUAUUUGGCAGUUCUUGCGUUUUAUUAAUGCUGGUUUUCGUGUGCUUCCUGAGGAGAGGUACAGGGAGCGGUCUCUCAAACGUUAUAGCAUACAGCUUAUUACCAAUUGGGUAAUGUUGCUGCUUUUGCCACAGUUGUAUGUCCAACAGUCUAUUCCUGUUAAUAACAGUGUAUGAUGGCAUAUGCAAUGAUGGUAGUGUGUUUAUGUCAAAUUUGAAAUAUAUUAUUUAACUUUUAAAAUGUAGUGACUUUUGAAUGGAAACUUUCUAAAUGUCUGUAAUCUUCCGUUAAUGGCACUUAGCUACUGACAACAAUUAAAAGCCCACUAGAAUGAAAUUAUUUAAAGAGUUAGUUGAGCAAGUAUGAAUAUACUAUAUGCCACAGAUAUACAGUGGAUAUCAAAAGCUAUGCAGCUUUGGUUUUGAUAAAUUGUAAUUGCAAUUUGUCCCACUCUUCUUUGAAAAAAAAACUUUUGCAAGAGAGUCUCCUGAGUGCAGCCCUCUUUAGGUCAGUCCACAGAUUUUCUACAGGGUUGAGGUCUGGCCUCUGACUGGGCCAUUCCAACAUUAUGGCUUUUUGCACAAGAUUCCUUGGUUGAUUUGGAUGUGUAAUAUGGAUGGAUUCCAUGUUGAAAGGUGAAAUUAACAACUUCAGCUUUCUUGCAGAGAUCAGCAGGAUUCAUGUCAAAAUAUAUUGAGCUAUUCAUUGUCCACUCCAUCCUGACCAAACUGCCUGCUCUGCUGAGAAGCAGUCCCAUAACUUGAUACUGUCACCACCAUGCUAGUAACCAUGUACUUUGAGUGAUUUGUUUGCUUUGUGCCAAACAUAUCUUGUGGGACUAAGGCAAGCAAGUUCUAUUUGGGUCUCAUCAGACUUAACAAUUUCCCAGAUGGUUUUAGGACAUUGAAUGUGUCUUGCAAUAUUUUUAUGGGCUUGGAGUUUAUUUUUUGUGAGAAAUGGACACUAGCCACUGCUCAGACUUAUUGAGAAUAUGUUAAAUUGUUGUAAUAUGCAGGGAAUGCCAUAUUCCUCCCAGAAAGUCCUGCCACUCCUUUAAGGUUUCUGCUGGUGAUUUGGUAGCCUCCCUAAAGAGUUUCUCCUUGCCCUCAUCAGUUUUGGAUGGACGUCCUGACCAUUGCAAUGCUGCGGUGCUGCCAUCAUGCCUCCACGUCUUAAUAAUUUUUUUCAAAGGCUUCCUUUAUGCAUGUAAUGCCUUUGAAAUUUGUUUAUUUCCCUUUCCUGAUCUGUACCUUUCAAUAAUAAGAUCCGAUACCAUGACUAUAUUAAAGGCUAAUCAGAAUCCCUUCAGUUGAUGUUAGGUGAUGGCAAAUUAAAUUUGUACAUGAUUUGGAAUCGAUUGGUUAAAUCUGGACAUGGUUACAAUCCCAUUAUGGAGUAUGAAAACUUACACAACAAAGGCAAUGACAUUUAAUUUUUUUUCUCCUUCACUUAAAUAUUGUUGGUUACAAAGUUGUCUUAAAGGUGAAAAAAGGUCUGACAUGAACUGGCAAUCAUUGUCGACCAAUAUUUAACCUAGAAGUGGUCUAAUAACUAGCAACGAAUAUUGUCUAUUUUUCAGCCUUUACAUGAAUAAAAGCUUUAUUUUCAGUAAGGGUGUGUAGAAUUUUGAUAGCCAUUGUACUGUUGCCUCGCUAUUCCUCGCUCUUUGCCUUGAUAACAUCUGUGGAGGGCAGAGUGACAGUUUGCAAUAUUUUGUAUAAAUGUGUAUCGGUAUGUCUGAUCUUGAACAUUGUUUCAAGUGCUGAGAGCAGUGAGAUAUUUCCUUACAUAGUUGUUUAUCAAAUAUCUUAAGUAAUUUCUAAGUAGUUUUCUUUGUUCACAGGAAACAUAGCAUCUAGGUAUAAUUCCCCUGUGAUUUUCAUCACUAAAGCAAAUCCCAUUACAUUUUCACAUUCUAUGAAAUAGCCCACUGUGGUGUGAUGUUCAGCGCAGGUCAGCAUUUCAUAAAGGUUUUUAGAUUAGGGCUUGAGAUUAUGUACACCAAAAUACAAAUAGUUGAUUGUAAAUUGCAUAGUAUUGGGUUUUAUGAAGCAAGAAUCCACUUUUAUUAUUGUAAAAGGCCUAUAGAAAAUUAGACCAUGCAAGCUACCGUCUCUGUAUUUCAUGCAUAACCAAACUCUGUACAAAGUACAACACACUGCCCCUUGAGUCAUGUAUAUGCUUUUUACCUGUGUUUUAAAGAUGGUUUCAAAUGUUUUGUCUACAUUUCUUUUUGGUUCGUUGCAUUGAAAAGAGGCUGAUACUGUGUUAGCAGUGAUGUCAGAGGGCCAGUAGGGGACAAUCUUCCCUCUUGUCUAAAGAUCAGUCCCAAUUCCCCAGGGCAGUGACGGGUCAAUUUUCUUGCAUAGGUUACCUUCUCUUGGAUGGGAACUUAAACAGGUUGCCUAACUCUCAGUGGUCGUUACCAUGCAACUUAUUGUAAGAGUAGAGGUGUUAACCCCAGUCCCCUGACUACAAGUCUUAUUUGGUCCUCCACCAUCAUGGCCACCUAAUCACCCCCAGCAUCCAAGCGGCUCAUUUAGCUUAUUUUCUCCCCAUAACAACAAAUAUUUAUAAAUAAAAAGUAUUACAGGCACUAAAUGUAAGGAAUCAAUCAUGUAUAUUAUAAUCUGGAUCAGGCGUUUGUCUAAAAUGACUAAUGCAAAUGUAAUCACAUUGAAGAAAAGUCCAAGGUAAUAGAGCAAAGUCUGUGAAGUGGUAUCUCAGGAAGAUGUGUUGGCAGGCGCUUUUUGUGUGUCAGUCCUGGAGAUAUGUGGGCACACAUCUGCGCCUGUCUGCUGCUUAUAGCGACAUUUGAUGUGGAUCCCAGUUUCUUUACAGCGAUCCAAAGCAUUGUUUUAGUUGAGAGGGUAAUUCGCUGUCACAAACCACAAUUACAUUAUUCAGAGUUAGUGUACAUUAACUUGCUUCUAAAUAAGGAUCAUACUGCAUAUCAAGGGAUUGUGUCUGUCAAGUGAUUUUUCAAUGCUUGUGGGGUUUAAUCACUGUACCAAUAGAUAAGGUGAAGCAAUCUUUACGGCCCAUAUCUAGCCAGCAGGAUAAUACAGCAGUGUCGCCCGAGCUGAAAUAUGAUAGCGAUUGUUUUUUUCAGCACAUUUGUUUCAGAAAGAGUAAAGGAAAGGUUAUUCACCAUGAAGAGCAGGAAUUACAUUCGUCCAAGUCAGUGUACCUUUACUUUCUUCCAAAUACGGAUCGCACUGUGAACCAAGGGAAUUUGUCUAUUACGUGAUUUUUCUGUGUGUGAAGGGAUCAUAAUCACUGCACCAAUGGAUAAGGGGCCACAGUGUCUGUUUGAGUGAAUGGUACUAGCAUUUCCAUAGUUUUGUUGUGGUUUGGUACCUCGGUGGUGCUUUCCUCAGUUUAACGAAUUUCCAACAAGUAAUACAGUUACAAAUCUCAAAUUUUACCUGCUUAGAAUUAGUUCUUGUCAUUGUUUUUUAGUAGGAAGACGUUGCUACAUACUGUGUGAUAUUGCAAAUAUAUGUAAAGGUACCUUCAUUUGAUGAGUGUACCUACAUGUGUGCUUUUCACUAGAAAUUAAACUAUUGCAGUCAAUCGAUGUUUAUGGUUACAACUCUUUCUUAUUUCUACAUUGCAAGUAAUUGUACUAUUUUCUUUAAAUUAUUUUACUAGUGCCACUUUUUCAUAUAAGUUGUGCCUGUAUGGCUGAUUCUGUAUUGAGGUUCUUGCCAUAAUGUACUUUUCACUGAUGAUAGGGUUGAUAAGACUACUGUGUUUAUGGUAUUUAUUUUUCUUUUCAAAGUCUUUCACCAGUUAUAUCAUAUCAAAGACUGCACAUUUCUUUUCACUGGUUUAUGCAAUGAUCAAUAUUUUCUUGCAUUUUCUGAGAAUUUGCCCAGAACCUUAUGUUAUAUUUUGUAUGAGAAUAAUUUUAAAGAAGAGACCUCUGUGGACUGAAAUUUGAUGUUCAUGCAGUCCUGAAAAUAGUUAUGUUCGUUGGUUUGCCAUAAACCCUAAUAUUCAGUUGUGGUUUUAUACUGGUCUUUUUUCUCACUUUUCUCAUGUAGUGAUUAUUGCAUCUCGGAUGAACGAUAAAUAGAUUGUUGAAAUGAGAGAUGAUAAUAUAACAAAAUAGGGCAAUGUGAUAAGCCUACCGCUGAAAAUAUUAUUUUGAUGUUGGGUGUUCAAUUUGAAAUUGUCAGUAAGGAAACAUUGUAUAUUUUAUGGAGAUCGAAAGUAUAAAAUGUAUCUGAGGUGUAAUUGUAUUGUAUUAUCAACCAUGUUCAACAUAAAUCUGAUUAAUAAAAGUAUUUUCUUCUGUGUUAUA